Mizuhopecten yessoensis (Yesso scallop) is the source of this 5048-nucleotide messenger RNA. RefSeq lists its product as uncharacterized. The record is from RefSeq and is a predicted model, not a curated record. NCBI's taxonomy places the organism in Eukaryota, Metazoa, Mollusca, Bivalvia, Pectinida, Pectinidae. Bases 665 to 2023 code for a protein of 452 amino acids. The transcript has 7 exons.
GAAUUGUCAUUCAUACACAGUAAUAAUGGUUUGCCAUUUGAAUGGCUCGGGAUUGUAAGAGGAAAUUCCAAUUAGUUUGUGAAAGACUGGCAGACAUUAGCAGUGAGACGAGGUCUAGGCCUCUCUGUGUAUGUAAAUGUUGUAAUACUUGUUGUUUAGGUAAACAGUAACAACAACGAAUGGACAUGUCUACAUAAGUGUUGGUAAAGUGGAUAUAUAGCUGACUCAUUCAAGCGCAGCAUUCAAAAUUAAAGCAACAGCCUAAUGCUCAACGAUGGUGUUCAUGCAUGUUGAUGGAAUCUGUAAACUUCGCACGGAAAUUCGCAAUCGAAAGGUCUAAAGAACAAUAUAGCAUGAUUGGAGGCGACUGUAACCUUCAUCUAUAAACAAUAAAUGUUUGACACUUGAUGCUUGCUUUGACCAGGUGACAGCAUGUGACAGACGUGCAUCUAAAUAGUGAUUUUAAACAUGUUCGAAAUGCACCUGAAUGAUGUACGAUUCUGUAUUAUGUGUUUUACGUCAAUGGGAUCUUGUCUAGGAGGUUUCAAGUUCGAAGUCACCGAGCGGUAUUUUAAGCGUUGUAAACCAAGUUUGUAUCACUUUUGCUGUCACCCGGAGGGAGACUGACAUUAACAUUGUUAGGAAACAGGAACUGUUAGAAAAUAUGAUGUCGGCCACUGUAUGGAAUUCUGUGAGACACAAACAGAGAAAAAUUCAAAGAAAACACGGUAUGGCGACUUUGGUGGAGAAACCCCCUGACCUUGGGGCCGACAUCGAGUCAAAAUCACCCAUCGAUGUCGAUAUCAAUGAUCUAAAAGGAAUUCAGGUGAAGGAAGCCAAGUUUGGUAAACAUGGUGUCCUUCAAAUCAAAAAUGCUACGGCUAUUCAUGUGACAACGCCGAUGAUUCCCGAAGCAAUUGUAAAAACAGAAAAAGGAGUCAUCGGGAAACCCCCGAUCGUUCGAAAAAGUAAAAAAAAUGAUUAUCCAGAUGAUCGAACAGAGGGAAGGUCCACGCGUCCAGGUUCGGAAAUCACGAUUCCGGAUUCUAGGUCUCGUGAUGACCGGGAUUCUGAUGUAGGUAAUGAUAAGAUGGGCAGAAUUAAGUCGCCUAUGUCGGUCCAGGUUGAACGGAAACAGCCGCCAAACAACACACCAGCCUCACGAGCAUUCUCCGACUAUACACGGAACUCAGGCGGAAGUACGAAAUACCACGUGAUGGUACCUGGUCAAGGUCACAUCGACCCGCUCCCUUCUCCCUCCAAGCGAAUGCACCAGAACAGUCGUACUCGUCGAGUCCCAGCCAAGCUGAUAAGACUAGCCACGGUCACUUUCUCGGCAAGGACUAAGCCAGCAUCACGGGGCCAGGGUUCAAGUCUGUACUACGAGGAACCAAAGAAGCCCACCAAGGUGAUAGGAUGGGACGUGGCAAACAAUGCUCGACCCCCUCUGAGGGUGGACAUGGAGGGUCCAGGGCCGUGCUCCUACUCUCCCUGCAACAAACCCCUUGGGGAGACCAACGCUCCCUCUUGGACAUUUAGGGCAAAAUGUGCUCCUGAAAAAGCGGGAGGGGCCCGGACAUCAUGGGAGAAGCCAUGGUUCCAGAGUCCUCAUAUCUGGCAGACGAAGACCGACUUCUUCAACGACACCAGUUGGCCAACUCCUAACCUGUACAAACAGAAGUCCUUGUUAGGGCCACGCCAGAGAACCAUGACAGAGGCGCCAUCCUUCACCAUUGGUGUCAGGAAGGAGGUUUCCAUGAAUAAAGCCGGAUCCUCUAAGGAGCCGAGUCCUAACGAGUACGAGAAGGAUACAGCCGACAAACUGGUCCACCAGCGGGGACCAUCCUAUAGCCACCAGUUCCGACGCUCAGGCACCGUACUCUGGCCCUCCAUAGAAAAGACACCCGGUCCUGCGGCCUACACCCCAGUCUACGCCCAAAACAAGACCUCCGGACCGGCCUUUACUAUAAGAAGUAUUCGACGGGACGCAUCCCACUCGCUUGGUCCAAAUUCGGCAUUUUAACUGAUCAACAUUAUACAGUCAUAAAUAUAAAGUGUGAAAUUCUCAACGUUAUUAUACUCGGAAGUUCCUCACCGGGGUUGUUACACGACUGUUAGAUCAAAAGGACACUUUCAUUUAAACAUGAGAAUUGAAAAUCGUGUGCUGAAAAGCUCUGGAUGGAAUAGAACCUGUUACGCAUGCGAUUAGUUAUCAAAACACCAACAUGUAUAAUAAGGGAGAGCAUUAUUCAAGGAAAUAUCGACAAAGAUUCAGUAAACGACAGAAACGACAAGCAAUAUGAUAUAACAAUGUGUGGAAUCUUUAAAGUAUCGUUGUUUGUAUAGAUGUGGAGGUAUUCUUGUUUUGUUUUUGUUUUUUAAUCCAUUUAUCUAUUGUGUACAAAAGCUGUUAUACAGUGGAAAUGUAGAAGUGCUAAUAAUGGAUGACCUAUCAGUAUUCAAGUAGAAAAAUGUGUUUAUGGGGUUGGACGUUUAACAUGGUUUUAAAGUUAUUACCGUUAAAGAAACAUUCAAUCGUUAACGUGUUAGAUACUCUUGAAAGCAAAAAUGAUUUUGAUGUUCUUUGUACAUUUCUGAACGAUAGUGAAAAUGUGCAAUGCAUAUGCGAUAGUGAUACUUUAUGAUUUAACUUGCGAACAACAUAAAUUUAAACACUAUAUGUACUUUCGUAGUUUUUGGACAAUGUAGGAAAAUAGUUUACUAUAUAUACUGUCUUAAUCUGAGGCAACGUAGGUUAUCAUAACACUUUAUCAUUAUAAUAUCUUAGUCCGAUAACCAUAAAGGAAAAUUAUGCUUUAUUUACUCUCUUAGUCUUUCGACAAUGUAGGAAAAUAUUUUACUAUAUAUACUGUCUUAAUCUGAAGCAGCGUAUGUUAUCAUAACGCUUUAUCAUUAUAAUAUCUUAGUCCGAUAACCAUAAAGGAAAAUUAUGCUUUAUGUACUCUCUUAGUCUUUGGAAAAUAUGUAUACUAUAUAAACUGUCUUAGUCUGAUGACAAUAUAGGAAAAUAAUGCUACAUAUACUGUCUUAGUCGAAUGACAACAUAGGUUAUAAAAAUACUACAAUAAUAUAUGAAAACAGCCCUCAUAUGUAUAACGUGUAAUAGAUAAUUACCUGUUUAAGUACGUCCUAUAUAUAUACGAUAAUCACAGUAACGCCAAUAUAACUAUCUAUAGACAACCAGAUUUCACUCUGUAAAUACUGUCGCCAGAAAUUAUAGUAUAUCAAGCACUGCCAUGACGUAAUAUAUACUCCCCAAAUCUUUCAUACCAAACUAUUUAACUAAAGUAACACUAAACAACCUUGUAUAAUAUGGUUUUUAAUUUUAAUUUUCCAACACUUAUCAUAAAACGGUCGUGUAUGUAAUUUUGUUACAGUUGUAUGACUACAAUUGCGUUUCAAAUGACACCUUCCAUGAUCACAUCUAUAUUUACAUACUCUCACCUAUGGACUCCCAUGGUAAGUCAGUUAGAAUAAGAUACAUAUGCAGCCUGGCACUAGUACAAGUAAAUACAAUAUAUCUGUCGUGCUGUACUGGUAAGUAUCCCCUGUCAAGGAUCAUGCCAAGUGGCUGACCCCAUUUUGGCACAGUUAUCAGAAUAUCUGGAAUUGAAGUCCUUCGUUGAGAUAAAAGUUCAAAUAAGACUGCUGAAAACCCUUUUAGAGUUGGCGUAUAAAACAUGCUAAAAUGUGAUCAAUUUGUAUUCCCACCAAACCCGUGCGUAUCAAUUAUCUACAUGUAUAAAAUCAGGUUUGUUAAAGAUUAAACAGAACAGUAUUUCAACAUCGUAGUUUAAAAUAAAUAAAAUAGCAUUAAAAUGUUCAAUUAAUCCGCGCCUAUCAUUUAAUGAAGUAACUUACUGCUAUAGUGGAUUUAUUUUAUUUAUAAUGACAUAUUUUCAAUUUGCGGUCAUGAUCUUUUUGCCAUCUUCUAAAGUGUGUCUAUCAGAUUACAUUAUUUAUCUAUGGUUAUUUGUGUCUGUUGUAUCAAUCUUUUGUCAACUUUUAUUUGCAGUAUGUUUUUUGUUUCGAGUGAAAGUAUCUUUCUUUUUUAUUUCAAUUAAAACUCAAACCUUCACAAUAGUUUUCAUGCUUAAUGUUACCUAUUAACUUAACUGUUUUAUUAGAUCUGAAAGUCUUGUUUUGAACCAUUUAUCGAUAUAUUUGAAAUGAAACAUAUUCUGACACCAAUAAGUAUAGAUCAGCGUGUUGGCACCAUUAUGAUGAAAUUCUCACCCAUGAAUUUAAUACUUUUUUACAAUGACAUACAACUGAUUCUGAUAUAGUUAGAGCAGUGUUCGAUUAUUUUCAAGAUUGACAAGAAUGUUAAAUAAAUACGAAAACAUGCACAAAAGACUAGUUUUAGAUAAUUUUAAUAUGAUUUACGCAUGUAUGUUCAAACCUAUUAUAAAGGAACUAAAAAGUUUGCUGGAUCUUAAUUUUCCUCUGAGAAUUUAUUCAUGAACUAAUUUGUUGUUGGUCUUUGGAUAUUAUCGCUAUAUUAGUUGAAUAUCUAAAAGAAACAUCAGCUAUCUGUCAGCUGGUAUGUACAUCAUUAAAUACCAUACAGCUGGUAUGUACAUCAUUAAAUACCAUACAGCUGGUAUGUACAUCAUUAAAUGUCAUACAGCUGGUAUGUACAUCAUUAAAUGUCAUACAGAAUGAGUCACUCUUCUUUGUGUGUACUCUAGAUAAUUGUACAAUGUUUAAUGCAUAAACAUUUUAUUAUUGUUUUCCAAUCAAAGUGAGUGUUUGUUGAUAUCGUUAUAAUUAUAAAUGUAUAUUUAUUUUUUAUAAAAUACUAAUCGACUAAGUUUUAUAAAUCCUGCUACCAUAUUCUUUCAAAACUAUGUACAGUUAUAUAUGUUUGUAUAUGAAGUAUAUUUUAUUGUUUUGUUUUAUUGAAAUGAGAUUUCUUUCUAUUGUAUCAUAAAUGUGUUUAUCGAUGUGUGUAGUACGUGACACGAAUAGAAAAUAAACUUAUUUGUAUACGGCGUGUCCAAAUAAAGUCUGUGAUAUGAAAAGUA